CAUCAGGCACACGGAGUCUCGCCGGUGGUACAGCGGGUCGCGACCCUCCACUAAAAUAUCAUUGGCAUAAGCUACUCCAUUUCUAUUAAUUAAACGUGACUUUUCAAUCGCCAGUUUCAAGGAGAUACGAAAUAGGCGGUCACCUCGUCAAGGAAGAAAUGAUGACAUAUAAAUUUUACAAUUAAAUCAUUGUUUUGUCAUUAACAACAAAUUAUUUAGUCAACAAUGGAGACUAACAACGUUAACCGGGCUCAAACGGAAAUACGACCUCCAGUUCCAGGCGUAGUAGGGCCUGAAGUGCCUGGGCCUGCACAGUUUCCACCCCGUCCUCCACUGAACCGAGCCGACUCCCGAUCAGGCUUUCCACCAGCUUCACUGAGACCUGCUGCUCCACCUCAGCCUCAACAAAGGCCUCAAUUUCAACCUGGUGGACCAGUCGCAGGUCCACCCCAGUUUGCUCCCAGGCCUGGUCCUCUACCUCCACGUGGUAUAGCGCCUCCUGGUCCUCAGCAAAUUCGAACUCAACAACCGCUGCGUCCUUCUGGUCCUCAAUCAUUUGCGCCUCAGCUGGGUCCCAGACCGCUUCAGUCACCUGCACCAGUUCAGCCAUCGCCAAGAGGCCUGCCACCUACUAAUCUACAGUUUGGCCCUAGACCUACACCACAGAUUGCCGGUGCCAUCACGCCCGACGGUGCCAGGCCCCCACCACAAUUACCACAACAAUCGAAUAACGGCAUACCUAAAAGCGGAACAUUUCAGAACCCUGCUACCGGGCCACUUUCACGGCAGUCGUCUCAAGGUUCUUUAAAAGGCCUAGAUAUUUCAAACCCAAUUCAAAAUAAAACAGCAAAUCUGGAUAACCAAGGUAUAAUCACAAACCUAAAUGACAGUAAACCUGAAAAUGGCACAGAUGCGCUGGGUCCGAAAGGAAGAAGUUACAGUAUUGCAGCAGCUCCCGGAGCGCCGAGCCCACUCAAGGUUGAAGAUGACCGGAGAAAAUCUGUCAGUUCUAUUGGAGGCACAUCACUGGACUACGCCAGUCGAAGUCCCGGUCUUGGGCUAAUACAAGAAGGAAAGUUUGAUAGUCAAGAAAAUGUACGUAGUUCAGUAGGCAACAUAAAACCUGGAUUAGCUAAUGAUCCUAAAGAUAUGAUCGACCGACCGGAGUCACGAAUGUCCGGAUCAAAAAUGUCCGACUCAUUUAUUGGUUCACUACCGACUGCAAUACCGAAAAAGAAGUUAGAUGAUGACGAUGAUGUAGUUUUGCAAACCAAUUUAACACCUGCUAAAAAUGUUUCGGAAAAUAUUACAAAUCAGACCAGAACUGAUCCAUUUGAUCGUUCUCCAUCUUUGACACGCAGUGAUGAUUCACCAGAACUGAAGCAAAAGACUACCCCAAGCCCAGUAAUAUCUAAUAAAUCCCACAGUGUUACUCCAGAACCACAACGACCUAAGACGCCAAAAGUGGAGACAAAACCAGAAGCGCGAUUUGAACAAAGCAGAGAAGCAAAACCUGUAGUAACACCGGCACCAAAAACUAAAUCUCCCAUUGUGGAUGCAAAGCCUCCUUUGGCUGUACAUAAACCCACAGAACUAAAUAUGGCUUCAUCAGACUCCAAAAAAUCUAUCACACCCAAAAGAAUAGCUUCUGCUCCUAAAUCACGUCCUAAAGAUGGUGACAACGACAGUGGUGUGGAUGAAUCUACCCAAGGAAAUGAUCUCAACGGAUCUCCUGGGUCUCCAAACAAGAAAAAUGCGAGCAAGUUACCCACUAAAGAAAAAUCAAGCAGCAGUCUUAAGCCAAGUCUUUCGCGGUCAUCUAGCAAAAGUGCGACGGCCAAAACACCAGAAAACCCACAGCCUACUGAAAAAAAGAAAGUACCUAUGAACAAGAUCCAAGUGGGAAAUGCUCCAUCGCCAAAUAUUAAAACAGUGAAAUCAAAGAUUGGAUCUUUGGACAACGCGACGUACAAGCCUGGCGGGGGUAAAGUCAAGAUAGAAAACAGAAAGCUCGAAUUCAAAGCGGCUCCUAGAAUUGCUGCUAAGAAUGAAACUUAUACUCCAAGUGGUGGAACUAAGAAGAUUACAACAACAAAAUUGGAGUGGAACGCUAAAUCGAAGAUUGGAUCCCUAGAAAAUGCUGCGUACAAGCCAGGCGGUGGAGAUAAGAAAAUCGAAACUGUGAAACUGGACUUCAAGGAUAAAGCCAAGCCUAAGGUUGCAUCUACAGUAAACAUAACUCACAAACCUGGGGGCGGUGCCAUUAAGCCAACAGUUAUAGCUAAGAAAGGGACGAGAGGAGAUCACUAUUACAUGUCAGUGCAUGAGUGGUCGGAGGAGCCGCGGCCGCUGACGCGCUGCCGCUCCGCGCGCGCGCCGCACACGCCCCGCACUCCGCGGGCCCUCUCCCCCCGCAAGCACGCCGAAGACUACGAGGACGAGGACCGUAUCAUAAGGAACAACGAGAGGAACAGGCGUGCUUCCUUGGCGCGCCCAGCGAGCGCCAGAGCGCCGAUGCGCUCGGCCUGUCGUCCGACAUCACUAGCGCAGCGCCCCGCGUUCAGGGUUUAUUAAGAUUCACGUAGAUGACGUUUUGUUUUCCUAAUAGAAUGAUUGACAAUUCCAAAAUUUGACUACCAAAUGUAACCCAUGAAAAGGUCGAUUUUUGGGAAUCAAAUUAAUACAUAUAAGACUUGCGAACCCAUGGUACUCUCUUUAUGAAAAGUAAUUAAAAAGGAAUAAGUAAACUUCAAUCAUUCUACUAAAAAACAAAACAGAGCAUUGAGUCAUAUUAUAUUCGAGUGGCACUUAGCACAAUCUUAAAACCUCAAAUAAUUUAAGGGGCUAACGAGCGUCGAGUCACAUUUUAUACAUACCUGCGUGUAAUGCUAAAGGAGGAAUAGGUAUGUUGAAGAACGCUUAGCAAGCCGGCUGAAUCAGUUUUAAGGAUGGAGCGAUUUUAUUAAAUUGUGAUUUUCGAGUUAACCACUGAAGCGAGCAAUAAUAUAUAAUAUAGGUAGGUAUUGUUCAGGGGUGUUCUAAUUUUAAUAACAAGAUAUGAAUUAGAUCAGAUUCAUAUCUAAUACAUAUCCUAUUAGUAAAAUGAUAAUACGCCUGGUUAAAGGGGAAUGAUGAGAUAUGAUGUGCUAUACAUGUGCUAUACAUACAUACCAAUUUAUAUGCGUUGUUCAGUUACUAACUUUUGCAACUAACCCGAGAUGAAUUGAAGAUGAGUUUUAUUAUUUAGAAAUAACAAACUACUAUCCAUCCUGAGUCUGGCCAAAAAAAUCAUGUAGAUUUUAUGUUUUAUAAUAGAUUUAAGAAUCACAUUUCCGUCCUUUUUCAAAAUUUAUAAUGAAGAAUAUUAUAACUGAACGCAUAACGGACCAUUACUAUUUUUAAGAUAAACAAAAUUAUCACUGUGGAUAACUAAGUACCUAAAUCGUUAGUUAAAAGUUUGUAUGGCAAACGACUACCGACAUUAAACAUAUUAUUAAUCAAAAUCAAUUAAGUAAUUCAAGAAUAAAAAAGAAAAUAGGUAGGUACAUAGUUUUUCUUAUUCCUGUACUCAGUAAGACAUCAGUCCUGAAAAAAAAAUCAGAAUGGGAAUUCAAGGGUCUUCAACUAUUCAUGUACCUACCUUCCUAAUUUUGAGUGUGACAAAUCUUUUGAUUCUGAUAUCAUAAUGAGAAUCUCUUCGUUUACAUGCAAGUUUUCUAAAACAAACAGUAGGUAUUACGAUAUUUAAAACUCGAUUAAGUAAUUCAUAUACAAUGCUUUUAUUGUUAUCAGCAGUCAAGGUAAAAUUUGUUGAAUUACGAGUAUGUAGGUUUCAAAUGUUUAGUAGGUACAACCAAUUAGAUUAGUAUCGUUAGGAAUAGUUGUAGGUAUAUACUCGUAUAAUUUUGCACAAAAAUGAUUAGAAUUGCGUGGCCAUAGAGUAUUCAAAAUGAAUAAUGAAUUCUAUAUAUACUGGUAAGGCGGAUAUUUCUGCUAGGUAAUUAAAUUUCAAAUUAAACCGAUUGAAUAUAUAUAUAAUUUGGGGGCCUAUUCGACACUUCAGAAUGACAGGUUAUGCCAUGGAUGCAAUAUGCCAGUACCUAGUCACAUUAGUGUGAAUUUAUAAGCGAUUAAUUAGUGGCGAUGGCGAGUCACGACCUGUCACUUAGAUAAUUCGAAUAGUCCCCUUGAUCUAUCACACUAUCGGAAUGUCUCUCUGAUUAGGCCAAGCAAUAAGAAGUUAUAGAGGGAAAUGCUAGGAACACAAUUUUUGACUACGUAACUUUGUUUGGACUAGUUAGGAGGUGAACAUAUCAAAAGUCCCCGGCCGUAGCCCGGGUGCUGGGGGGUAGAGGGGGGAAAGAAGGUCUCAUUUUUCGGCUUUUCACUUAUAUCUUGGAAAUUUUGCAUCUUAGCGACAUGACUACUAAGACAAACCAAAAGCUGAUAAAAUUUGUUACAAGUUUUAUUCAGACAAGUUUUUCGAUAUCUUGAAUAGUUUUUGAGAUAUCCGCUCUUGAAAGUUUAUUUAGGGCUUUCAAUUUUAUCUUGAUAUCUACAUUAGUGACGCUGCUAGACCGUGUUUGGUAUCAUUUUCGUAUAAAUCGGGGGUGCUGAAUUCAGUUUUGGUAUCACAUUGACACCAUUCCUAAGAAAAAACAUAUAAACUUUAAACAAAUACCUUUUUUUUUUAAUUCCUCUUCACGCUUAAACCGCUCAACCGAUUUAAUUGAAAUUUGGUAUACAGAUAUUUCGAGUCCCAAGACAGGACAUAAGAUACUUUUUAUCUCAAUAAUCAUCCUUUAAAGUUGUGAAAUGGAGUAUGGGGGGAAUUCAACUUCGUCGACGAAACUGAAUUCCUGAGGUUAAUACUGCUCAAGGUAAGGUUUGAAGUCAUGUUUGGUAUCACUUUCAUCUAAAUCACAGAUGUAUUCCGUCCUAAAUUUCAUCUAAACCGGUUCAGCGGUUAUUGACUCCCCAUACAAACUUCCACCCCACUUUUCACACCCUCAAAAGAUGCUUUUGGUUAUAAAAACUAUCCUAUGUCAUGUGUCGAGAUUUAAACUAUUUCUAUACCAAAUUUCAACGAAAUUGGUUCAGCGGUUUAAGCGUGAAGAGGGAUUUAAAAAAAUAUUUAUUUUUAAAUUUUGGUUUUACUUCGUAAUUUUGUCAAUGUGAUACCAUAAAUGAAUUCAGCACCCCCGAUUUAUACGAAAAUGAUACCAAACAUGGCCUAACAGCUUCACUGACGUAGAUAUCAAGAUAAAAUUAAAAUCCCUAAAUAAACUUUCAAGAGCGGGUAUCUCAAAAACUAUUCAUGAUAUCGAAAAACUUGACAGGAUAAAACUUGUAACUAAUUUUAUCAGCUUUCGGUUUGUCUUAGUAGUCAUGUCGCUAAGACGCAAAGUUUCCAAGAUAUCAAUGAAAAACCGAAAAAUUCGACCUUCUUACCCCCCUCUACCCCCCAGCAGCGGGGCUAAAGCCGGGGACUUUUGAUAUGUUCACCUCCUAACUAGUCCAAACAAAGUUACGGAGUCAAAAAUUGUGUUCCUAGCAUUUCCCUCUACAACGUUUUUUGAGCAUUCAUUUCUUGACCUAGAUCCUUUUCAAGACGUUAAUGAUUUUAAAUAUUACUUUUGUAUUAUAUUAAUUAUUUGAAUAAUCAUUAAAUGUUGAUUUGGAUUGUAUUUAAUUCGAAAUUGAAAACAUGUAAUUUUAUUAAACUCAAAUUAUCUAAUAGUUUUAAAACUCAAAUUAGGUAAUUAUACGUUCAGUACCUAUCACAUGUUUAUGGAUCUGUGUGUAGUUAUUAAUUUCAAGCUAGCAAGUGUAGUACUUAGAUUGUAAAUGUGAGCAACUUUUAAGGAUUGAGCAAUAAAGUGAUUCACCCACACACUAA
Molecule: messenger RNA, 5899 nt
Organism: Cydia fagiglandana
Lineage: Eukaryota; Metazoa; Arthropoda; Insecta; Lepidoptera; Tortricidae
Gene: tau
Product: microtubule-associated protein tau
Exons: 9
Coding region: 226-2574 (782 amino acids)
Biological process (GO): neuron projection development; microtubule cytoskeleton organization
Cellular component (GO): neuron projection
Molecular function (GO): microtubule binding
Source: RefSeq, a predicted model, not a curated record